GUAACAUAGUCAAACAUGGCGCGUCUAUAUACUGCUCCGAAAAUUCUUCAUUUAUUCCUUUUUUUCACACUUAUUUUAUGUUUUACGAGUUUAGUGACUACCAACCGUGAGCUGAAUGAAGAUAAUUGGAGAGACAUUCUCGAGGGCGAAUGGAUGGUUGAAUUCUACGCGCCAUGGUGUCCCGCUUGCAACGCCCUAGCGCCGGCAUGGCGCGAUCUGUCGCAGCAGGCAUCGCGCAAGUCCCUCGGCAUGAAGGCCGCCGCCGUCGAUGUGACAAAGUCACCUGGACUCAGCGGACGAUUCGUAGUUACAGCACUACCAACUAUAUUCCAUGUAAAAGACGGCGAGUUCCGCCAAUACAAGGGCCCGCGUGAUGUAGCCUCUAUGCUCGGUUUCGUCGAGCAACAGAGAUGGAAACAAACUGAACCGAUACCCGGAUGGAAGGCACCGGACUCCCUGCAAAUGACCCUCGUGGCGGAAUUCUUUAAACUCAGCCAAGUACUCAGGAGUGUCCAUAACACCUUGAUGGAGACAUAUGGCUUGCCAACGUGGGGCUCUUAUCUCAUUUUUGCUAUCGUCACCAUAUUUGUUGGUGCACUUCUGGGAUUGAUACUGGUGUGCAUCAUCGACUUGUUGUAUCCACCGCGUCGUGCUGAUAAAGUGUUUGUCAGUCAAGCAGAAGUGGACAAAAUGGCCGAAGGGGAUCAGCAUGGAAAGAAGGAUGAACACGAACAGGAACUAUUGAAUGAUGACAUCGUAGACGACGCUGAUACGGCGAACAGUGACGCCGAAAGAAACUCCCCGAGUGAUACUUCUGAGGACGAAAAAGAAAAACCCCAAGAUGGCGGCGACUCCAAAUUGGACAAAGAACGACCCACUGAGGUCCGCAAACGACGGCCCAGGAAGGCUGAUUAACUACAUUACACAUAUAUACAUUAACAACAUAAAUAUAUGCUGAUAAUUUGGUGGUUGUUUUCCUGUAGUUUAAUAUUAUGUCUUUAUUACACUUGUGAUUGCGUGAAACAAAUUUAUACCGUAAUAAUACGUAUAAAAGAUUUUUUUACUUUGAACGCUGUCAAAUUAUGAUUCAACUGAAUCUACAUACAUAAUCAAAUGUAUAUCGUUACAUCUAACGCAUAUAAGUUGUUGGUUUUUCUUUUUUUUAUUUAUAUUUAUAAACAAUUGUUUUUCAAUAGUGCUAUAAGAGCAUAUUGUUUUGCUACUGGAAAACAACGGCUAUAAUUUCAACAUGUAUAUUCUGUAUGCUCAACUAUUAAAGCCAGUGCUGCCACCUUACCGCUUUUAAAGUUUCCAGUUUUUAUAAGUUAACUCCUCAAUUAUGAUUAUUCCCAGCCGUUUACUAAUAUAUUAUUUGGCUAAUGACUAUUUCAGAGUAACAACUGAUAAUUUCAUAUCAGCUGAAAUCUUUCUAUUUUUUAUUUAAUUAAUAACAGGCACUGGAUUUUUGCCAUUAUUCCUAAACUAAAAAUUGCCAUUAACAAUAUAGAAGGUACAAGUCUUCCUUUUUAUGUCAUCAUUAUAAAAAUAUUUAAUGAAUUCUAUUAUCCAUAAUCGAAUGAAGAAAGUGGUAGCAGGUGGUAAAUUAAUACAACGUAAAUGAAAAGGAGAAAUCAUUUUAUGAUAUCACUGAAAAAUAUAUGCUAUUAUAACGAUUUAAAGAGCAAAAUUGUUUAAUUACUUAUGCGUGCCCUCACGAGUGUAUUGCAAAAUUGAUGACGUCAUAACACAACUAUUUACUAAACACACUAGUAUAGUAAAGGCUUUACUAAUAAGCUGAAUAGAUUUUGUAAUUAUACAAUGUUUUGUCUUUUUCGCUCGAACUAAAAGUUACAUUGAAAGGACGCAGACAGUACAGCUUAUUAGUAAGGCCAUAAAUGUAUGUAAACUUAGGUAGACACAUAUAAGUAAAUAAUUAUUAUCUUAUAGUAUAUUUCACACGAUUUUUUGAACGUGAGAUUAUUAGAAAUAUUGACUGUUAGAAAUACAAAUAAUAUCUGGUAUUAUUUGUCACUAAGCUGUUAAUUUUCACCAAGUUCAAAUACUUUUUUUUGUGAUGUCAUAGUUUUAUUGAUAAACGUAAUGAGCCCGCAGAAAUCGACCAGUGUGACUGAGUCGUUAGGUAGUGCAAAAUUAUACUACCUUUGUGGCAUAUUAACGAAUAAAAUAUAUUGAAUAUUGUAUGUAUAAGAACGGUUUUAAUAUAUCCUAUGCAAAUUAUGUAGGUAAAUAUUAUUAUAGUUUAUGUUUCGGAGUUGUUUGUAUUUUUAAAAGUCAAUAUUCGUCUAUGGUUGUUCACAUUAGUAUGAACCAGUUUUAAGUUAGUUACAUCAUUAAAUCAAUUCAUUAUAAUUGAUAUCUAAUGGUUAUUGUGAAUGACCGAUUAGCAAACCACUAUUUAUAUUCACCAAUUAUACGACUAUUAUUUGCGCACCAAAAUGUAGAAUUUUAAGAAGUUUGUAUUCAAAAUAUCAUCAAAGCAGGCUUUCUCAAACUAUUGGCUCCACGAACCCCCGAAAAUAUGGAAUAAAAGAUUCCAAAUGAUAGUGAACUCCUUAACUAACCAAUUAAAUCCCUCCACCCUCCCCCAAAAGAAAAUAAUAGAAUUGGUCGUUGAAGAUAAUGAGGUUUUUGUUUGAAUAAAAGUUAAAUUGAGGAGUUAUUAUGGACAAAUUUUAACUUUCAUUGUAAAGCCAUCCAACCGCUAUUACGUAAAUCUUAUCGCGGACCCCCUACCGUCGAACGAACCCUAUUGGUUAGCCAUCUCCAUUUUGAGAAACCUUGCACUAAAGCAUUACGUAUAUUUUUUAUAAUUUUCUGUUUUCGGCACUUAGAUGUCUACGUAGAUAUAUUGAUCAUUCAUUUAUUAACAAAAGUAUUAUCAUUUAAUCUUAUUAAUCACAUUUUAAUUCUUAGUAAUUUAAGUUGUGUCAUUGCAGAAAGAAAGAGAUAUGCAGAUGCGAUAGAGAAAUUGAAAUUCGUGUUGAAUAGUGUUUUUUUUUUAAUUAUUAUUUAUACACAUUCCUAAACUGCCCGAAAGCUCAAGAUCAAUGUCUUUAUACGUACUUAUGAGAUUUUAUUUAAAACAUGUAUUUUAGGAGGAAUACUCAAAAGCUCUGUUUAUUUAUAAUUAAUUUUCUUGUGAAAUUUGCCCGAGUUGUAUAUUAAAUUUAAUAAUAAUCAUGUAAAAUAUGAUGUGUUUAAUUCUUAUGCUGAUACGAGUGGAAAGUAAAAAAAUAUACAUUUUAUUGUAUAUUGUGGCAAAGGAAUCGACAUAAUUUAUCUUUGUUAGUGAUACAUUUAAUGUUAUUUGUUAGUGAUACAUAAACAUUUUAUAUUAAUGUAUGAAAAGUCUUGAAGUUAGGAAAACAAAAUUCGCAAUCAAAAUUUUCUUCAAUGAAUAUUUCGUUGGUAAAACAAAACAGCUAAUCAGAUUUUUAUGGAGCCACCUAGUGACUAAAAUAAAAAGUUUACCAAUGAAUAUCGGUACUCAUUUCCAACGGAUAAUUAAAAAUUGCGUCUUCUUAUUUUUUGUUUUAUUGAAAUGGAAUGGAUUUAAAAUCGAAACAUUUUAAAAAUAAUUUUGCAAAGAGUAAGUAUACAGUUCGAUUUCUUUGCUUCCACAGUAAAAAUCUGAUUUGAUGCAUUUAUAUUUUUAUCUCGUAUAACUAUAAGGUUAUAUCUUCGUUUUUUAUCGUUUUAUAUAAAAUUAUAAACAAAUAUUUCAAAAUCGGUUCGCUAGCGUCAGUUUAGUAUAUAUUUGCUUUCCGCUAACAAUGGAUACUGUUGAUAUAAAUUGCCUUGUACAAAGACUUAAAAUUGUAUAAGUGUUGCGUUUAUUAACUAGUGACUUGAUGAAUAAAUU
Molecule: messenger RNA, 3883 nt
Organism: Diatraea saccharalis (sugarcane borer)
Lineage: Eukaryota; Metazoa; Arthropoda; Insecta; Lepidoptera; Crambidae
Source: the annotation of a GenBank genome assembly